Messenger RNA from Colletotrichum tamarilloi, 1053 nucleotides. RefSeq lists its product as uncharacterized. NCBI's taxonomy places the organism in Eukaryota, Fungi, Ascomycota, Sordariomycetes, Glomerellales, Glomerellaceae. The record is from RefSeq and is a predicted model, not a curated record. The transcript has a single exon. The coding region runs from base 1 to 1053 and encodes 350 amino acids.
AUGAAUAGUUUUCGCUCUGUCCCUCAAGCGGAAGACCAUCCCAAGCACAUGGAGUUUUUCGAACAGCUUGAUGCGCCAGAAGCCAAACAAUAUGCGGAAGAAUUUGCAGCCCUUGAAAAAGUGUUGAGGGACUACAUCAUUAAAGACUAUAGCUGUCUAAGAGAUAUUCGCCCGCACCGCCCUCGGGGCGCCCAUCGCAACCAUUCACGGAACACUUUCCUCCCUGAUGAGCCACAUCAAGUUGUCUUCGACAGCUUGGCCAAAGCCCUUCCGCCCCAGAAUACAGAUCGAAGCGAUCCCGUCGACGGGCAGUCGGCCUUGGUCGAUCAACGGCAACCUCCUUGUGCGAUAGCCCAGUCAUAUGAGCAUGCCAGGAUGCUUUACAGCACUCCAAUAUCUCAACAAUCGCCAACCCAACAGUCACAACAAUAUCUAUCGUCCUCCGUUCACAACCCCACCACUCCUCACUUAUACAGUCAAAACACAGCCGAAAUGUCAUCGCAUCCGGCAUGCAUGGUGCAGCUCUGGCCCUCGACUAACACGAUCCCGACGGCUCCAGAAAAUAUCGUCAAUUUGCCUCAACAGGACUUCGCCACACAAGCCGUGACGAGCACUCCGCUUCCUGCGUACGAUAUCUGCCUGGCGGGUUCCCAGCACUGCUCGAUGGGCUCCUUGCCUACACAUCCGCACAGGAUGCAGACUCCUCUGGCGGAACAGAUCACCGCGAGUCCUUACAUGGCUGGGUACGAACAAUACCAGUCUCAGGCAUCGUUGUCGACGUUCGGCAGACCUGUCCACGGUCCCUCCCACCUCAGGAUGAAUGUUCAAGGGCAGUUUGUUGCAGAGGUCCCGUGGGAAUGCGUUGAGAAUCAAGAUUUUCAAGGUAGCUAUCAUCCACAUGCCAUAACUCCAAACACGACCAUAACGGACCUAAGCCGGCUCCGUCCCCAACUCCAGGGUCCAGGAUUCGGCACCGGCAGCGCACUGUCUAACGUGAACGAAAGUGCCAUGAUGAACUGCACAGUGGCAUUCGCGGAGCCCGAGACAUAUUAA